This is a messenger RNA of Loxodonta africana (African savanna elephant), 9915 nucleotides long. It is a transcript of the gene CEACAM16, whose product is annotated as CEA cell adhesion molecule 16, tectorial membrane component. The transcript is spliced from 6 exons. The record is from RefSeq and is a predicted model, not a curated record. Gene Ontology annotation, biological process: sensory perception of sound. Lineage: Eukaryota; Metazoa; Chordata; Mammalia; Proboscidea; Elephantidae. Bases 3733 to 5061 code for a protein of 442 amino acids.
UGAUGCUGCGGGGGAGGGGAGAGUCAUUGCAGGGUCUGGACAAAAGCCCAGUUCUGCUAGAAGCUUCUGGGAGCCGUGGCCUGGUCACAUCCUCAGACCGAGGGCCAGUCACCGGAAACCUGAGACUCUCUGGGGACUCUCUCUGUGUGUCAUCCACAUCUGGUGUCGGGUUCCACAAACUUUCUGAGCCACCCCGUGCCCGACCCUGUACUGGAUGGUGCUGGGAACACAGUGGUGACCAGGAUGCCCCAGUCCUGCCCUCCUGAGGCUCACAGUCCAGUGGGGGGACAGACCUAUCCCCAGACAGUGCUGAGAGAGUCCAGAGGGCACUACAUGACCUAGCUUGGGAGCCUGGGAGGGCUUCCUAGAGGAGGUGGAGCUGUUGGGCAGGCAAUGAAAUAGAGCCAGGCAGAGGGAAGCGGCAAUAUGCUGGGUGGAUGCAAGUGAGACUAUGAAGCUAGUCAAGUGGGCAGGGGGCAGGCCAUGCAGGGCCUGUGGGCUGCCGUUAGAAGCUUGGGCUCUCUCCUGAGGGUACUGGGAAGCCAUGGCAAGUUCAGAGCAGAGGACGGGGAGAGGCAGGCAUGUGUUUUAGACAGACCCUCUGGCCACCCUGUGGAGAGAGGAUGGGAGUGAGCAGGACCAGGGCCAGAGACCAGAAAGUGGAGGCACGGGGUAGCCAGGACCUCCAGGGCGGCAGGGCUCCAGGGAGGGAGAGAAAGGUAAGUGCAGAUUUUAAGAGGCAGGAGCUAUAUAGGAUGUGGUGCACUGGGGAAGGAGGGGGGCCAUCAGGGAUGAGGCCCAGGUAGCUCUGUCCUGGUGAUAGGGUGGCACCUUGCCCAAUUCAAGGACCAGGAGGGACAGGUCUAGGGGAAGAUCCUGAGGUCAGUCUGGGACGAGGUGAGUGAGAAGUGCUCAGGGACAUCCGGGGGAGGCAUCCUGGAUGACACUGGGACAUGGUCCCAGGGCUCAGGGGAGAGGGCUGGGCCAGUACAGGCAAGGGUGAGGUGAGGUCAAGGGUAGGGGGGGCCAGAGGUCCCAGAUCACCUGGCCUCACCUGUUCCCUCCCACCUCAUUUUUUCCUCCUCUCCCCCCUCACCUCCUCAGAGCCCUGCCCUUCGAGGGCAAACCAGGACACAGAGUCGGAGAAAACCAGGACAGCUGAGCCACAUUAAUGGCCCCCUGUCCGGAAGCACCAGGACCAGAAGCCAUCAAGAUAUCAAUAAUAAUAACAUACCUGUCACGAGCGCUCUCUCGGCUCCUUCUCCACACGGUCUCUGUCCAAUGUCACGUUCUCAACACCCUCCUCCAAUUUAAAAUCACAAUCCCCCCUUUCUGGCUUUAUUUUUCCCAAUAGCACUGAUCUCCAUUUGACAUGGAAAAUGUUUUUGUUUGUUCCACUAAUGUCUGCCCCACGGGCAGGAAUUUUGUCUGUCUUGUACACAGCUGUAUCCUUAGCAUUGUUCCCUGCCUCCAUGAUCCUGGUCAAGUGCUCAGUGAAUCCACAUUCAAUCAUUUGUCAAAUACUUAUUGAGCACGUAAACUGUGUGCCAUGCCAGGCACCGGGGUAAGCACUUCACAUAUGUUUACUUCUCUAACUCUUAUAACAGCUCUAUGAGGUGGGUACUGUUACUUCUCCAUUUUACAGAUAAGGAAACUGAGGUCCAGCAAGUUCCAUAACUCGCCCAGGAUCAUAGAGGUAGGGAACAAUGGAGCUACAUCCAGAGCCUGCACUUUUAAUAACAGUAACACCAAUCAGACCUCAUGUUUGGACCCCAACAUGACAUGUGGCAUCUCCUAACUGCUCUCAAUCUCUCAACUGCUCUCAGUGGGUCUAUAAAAACCAAAAAACCCAUUGAAGUCGAUUCCAGUUCAUAGCAACCCCAUAGGACAGAGUAGGACUUCCCCAUAGGGUUCCCAAGGAGCGGCUGGUGGAUUCGCACUACAGACCUUUCGGUUUGCAGCUGAUCUCCUAACCACUGCUCCACCAGGGCUCCCAAUGGGUCUAUACCAUCCCAUUUUGCAGAACGGUAAAUGGAGACUCAGCAAAGGGCUGUCCCCAGCCCCAUUUCCAUAGUGGGUAAAUGCAGAGCCAAGGUCGAAACUUGGGUCUUUGUGACCUCAAAGCCUCCACAUAUACCCAUUUGGCAGAUGGGGAAAACGAGGCCACAAGAGGGGAAGAGAGAGAAUGUAGAUUUCUCAGCACUUUGCAUGGGACCGACUAAGAAGCAGAGCCUCAAGAAAGCAUGCAGCAUCCUGGCUUCCUUUUCUGAAAGGAGUUGUCUGGAUUCGGAAAUGGAGCAAGGUUCAAAUCCCCUUGCUCUGCAGGACUCGGGCAAGUCACAGUCUCUGCCUGGUGCUUCAAUUUCCCCAUCCUCAAAGGGGGGUUCUAACAGCACCCACCUCAUAGGGUUGUUUUGACAUCCACUGAAGUGACACCUGUAUGUCACCUGCAGCAUUGAGGCUGAGGACAUGGCAGCCACCGUUUACAGGUUUUAUUCCUUGGUGACCCCCAGGCUCACCAGUGAUGUCAAGGCCUAGGCCAACCAUAAAAACUGCCCUAAAAUCUUCCCCUGCCCCGCCUCCUCCUGCCCCACCAACCUCGUUCUUCUCCUGGUACCAAAUCCGGGCCCUCGGCACAAAGAGGGUUAGGCAGCCGCCCCAGGAGGCAUGGCCAGGUCAUGCCCCCUGGCCCGUGCCUGCCACACCCGCCCUGGUGCCCGAAAGGGGCCCCAGAUCCUCGGUGACUCGAUCCCUCCAAAUUCAGGUGAUCUCCGCCCGCUCCAAAUCGCCGAACCCUCCCAGGUCCCCCGCCAGAAGGAGCCAAGCCCCAACCAGAAAGGGUCUCGGAGCACCUGAACACAGACUCGACUCCAGACCCAGGUUUGGGGCAAAAGAUGGUGCCGACCGGGUACAACUGGCUUCUCCUCGGUGGUGAGCAAGAAGGCGCCCCCCCCAGCCCCUUGGCCCCCUCUGGCCUCAGGGUGGGGAGGGGACCACCAGCCAGGGAAAGGGAAGGUGUGAGCCCAAAUCCCAGCGUGCUGGGGUGGGAGGGCAGCUCUGCUUUACGCAGGCACUGGGUGCCUGUCCAAGAGGCACCAGCGUGGGGCAGGCCAGGGAGGGCCACCCAGAGAGAUUUGCGGGGUGGUCUUUGGAGGUUUCUAAGACUGGAAUGUGAGUCCGAGCCACAGGGCCACCGUUGUCCCUUCAUUUUCUGGUAAACCCUUAUUGAGCACCAGUUCUAGAAACCUUGACCAGGGUGAGUUCUAAGCAGCAGCUCCAGCCCAGCCGGAAGAUGAGGCUUUGGGCAGUUAGUUGCCUUCCCCUUCUUGGACUCAGUUUCCUUGUCUAUGAAAUAGGCCUAACUCACAGGGUCCUUCUGAGGUCACUGUAACUAGCAUGUAUUAGCACUUUUACUGUGUGCCUGGAGCUGUUCUAAGUUUUCUACAUGUUAACAACCACCCUAUGAGGUAGGCCCCCUUCUAUCCUCCCCACUUCACAGAUGAGAAAACUGAGGUUUAUCCAGAGAGGUAAAGUCACUGGUCGGGGUCACACCACCAGGAAGUGGUAGGGUUGAUCACCAGACCCAGAGCCCACACUCCUGGUCACGCUCCAUCAGCCUGGAAAGUACCAGAAACCAUGACAGGCAUGUAAGCGCUUCCUACACGAGAAUUGCUACAGCUACUCAUUCCAGACAACCACACACUAUCCAGACCAAGCAGCCCUGACCAGCUCAUGGGGUUCGGGCUUAUCUGUGGGGUUGAGAAGAAAAAGGGUGGAGUGCAUUCGUCAGAGCUGUACUUUCUGCUCUGUGGAGCCUGGAAAGCGGCCUUCCUGAGUGCCAGGGCAGAGAUUUCCAUCACCCCUGAGCCUGCCCAGCCGGUCGAGGGGGACAACCUCACGCUGGUCGUGCAUGGACUCUCAGGGGAGCUGCUCGCCUACAACUGGUACGCGGGGCCUAUGCUCAAUGUGGCCUACCUGGUGGCCAGCUACAUCGUGAGCACAGGCGAUGAGACCCCUGGCCCAGUCCACACGGGGCGAGAGGCUGUGCGCCCCGACGGUAGCCUGAACAUCCAGGGCGCCUUGCCUGGGCAUUCAGGCACCUACAUCCUGCAGACCCUCAACAGGCAGUUUCAGACCGAGGUGGCCUACGGACACGUACAGGUCUAUGAGAUCCUGGCCCAGCCGGUGGUCAUGGCCAACAGCACAGCACUGGUGGAGCACCGAGACACCCUGCGCCUGCUAUGCAGCAGCCCCAGCCCCGCCCAGGUCCGCUGGUUCUUCAACGGUGGGCCCCUGCCCGUCUCCGUCCGCCUGGGCAUGUCCCCCGACGGUCGAGAGCUCACCCGGCGUGGCAUCCGCAGGGAGGAGGCUGGGGCCUACCAGUGUGAGGUCUGGAACUCGGUCAGUGUCAGCCGCAGCGAGCCCAUCAACCUGACCGUGUACUAUGGCCCAGAACGUGUGGCCAUCCUUCAGGAUUCCACCACCCUUACGGGCUGCACCAUCAAAGUGGACUUCAACACGUCCCUCACCCUGUGGUGCGUGUCCCGGUCCUGCCCGGAGCCUGAGUACCUAUGGGCUUUCAACGGGCAGGCCCUAAAGAAUGGCCAGGACCAUCUCAACAUCACUAGCAUGACAGCCUCCCAGGAGGGCACAUACACGUGUAUUGUGAAGAACCCCAAGACCCUGCUCUCUGGCUCUGCCUCAGUGGUGGUCAAGCUCUCUGCGGUGGCAGUUGCCACAAUGAUCGUGCCCGUGCCAACCAAGCCGACGGAGGGCCAGGACGUGACCUUGACUGUGCAGGGCUACCCCAAGGACCUGCUGGUCUAUGCCUGGUACCGAGGGCCUGUCUCUGAGCCCAACCGGGUGCUCAGCCAACUGCCGUCGGGGAACUGGAUUGCAGGCCCCGCACACACGGGCCGCGAGGUGGGCUUUGCCAACUGCUCGCUGCUGGUGCAGAAGCUGAACCUCACGGACGCCGGCCGCUACACACUCAAGACCAUCACCCUUCAGGGCAAGACCGAGACGCUGGAGGUGGAGCUGCAGGUGGCCCUCCUGGAGUAGUGGUGUUGCCGUGGAGAUCUCCGGAGAGAAGAGCUCCUCAUGCCAUCCUCCCCAUCUCCUCCCUGCUCCAGCGAGGAUGCCAGGCCAUGGUCCCGCUGUUCUCCAGCUUCCACCCUAGAGUUAGAGCCCACAGGGCCUACUCCUCCCCUGAGCUGUCGGAGAGCCACCGAGGCCAUAAACAUUCUGGUUAAUGCAUCCGUGUGUCAGCCUUUCCUUCCACCACCUCCACCCCCACCAUUUCCUGGGAGCCACACUUCUCCCACCUGAGAUGUAUUCUCAUUCAGGGUGUAUACACUUGGGUGCCCAAAUCACAGUACUCCAAGACCCCACUGCUUGGCAUCAGGACCUCGGGCUCUUCCCAUGCCUGAGGGUCCUCUUUCCCUGGGACCAAAGGCUGCUCCUCUCUGGGACAGCAAAUGGAGCUGGGUUCUGUGGGAUACAGCCCUCUACACUGCACCUCACUCCUUCACCCGGGCUGCUUGUGCACAGAGAGUGAAGAAAUUUCUCAGUUUCAGCACCUUCUAGCCCUCACCCUUUGAGUCAAAGAUGCCCUUUCAUGUCCUGCACAACCCUAAAAAUACCUUCCUUUUCCUAUAGCCACGAAAAAGACCCUAUGAAUAAACAAAUGCAAAUGGUACAUGGGCAGGGAUGAAGAGUGGAGAGCUGCGGGGUAGAAACCAGAGACAGUCUGUCUUCUAACUCCUGUCAGCAGCAGGAUCUGAGCCUCAGGUCCCACCCAGACAAGAUGCCCCACUAGAGAGGGGUACUUGGUGUUGGUGAGAAGUGGUGAUGCCAGAACCCAGGCUUGGGGUAAGGGGUGAUGGGCAAGGAUGGAAAGGCUUAGUAGAGAGAUUUUUCAGAAACUUUCAGGACAGUCUUUCUGGGGAUGGCCAUGUUGAUAAACCUGAGGUGUCAUAGACGGCUGGAGCCAAAAAUCACAAAGUUAAGUUGGGAUGGUGGGUGGUAAGUCAGUCAUCCCUGAAAGACCCCCAGAAUGAGGGUUACAAAAUCUAGAUUAUGAUCCUACACUUGCCAUAGAUUCACUAGAGCCUCAGUUUGCCCAUCAGAAAAAAAAGUGUGUACUUGAGGUAGAUUAGAGUUUUCAAAUCAUUUUAUUAGCCUCAGAGCCCUUUGUUUAAAUGCAAAUUUACAUGGAAGAAAAAUAUAUUGUUUAAAAUAGUAAUGAAACAAAAGUAGACAUCAGGUCAAAAGAUAUAGCUCUCUUUCCCCAAAAAAUGUCUAUAUUCCUGAAAAAAGUUUUUAAAUCUAAAUAAUACUUGGAUUGCAGAGGCAAUCAAAAUGUAAAGUACCAACCAGAAUGGAAUGACAGUGAGAAUACUAUACACCAAACAUUGUGGGAUAUGGCCAAAGGUGUACUCAGAGGGAAAAUGAUAGCUUUAAAUGCUUAGGUGCAUUUAGAGUACUAAAAAACAAACAAAAAAACGUAAACAAGACAAGCUUUUUGCUCAAGAAACUAAAAAAACUUCACAAAAUAAACCCAAGAGAAAAAGAAGGUAUUAAGAGAGGUAAAUGUAGAAAUGAAUGAAAUACAAAACAAAACGUAGCUGGUCAAUAAAACCUAAAGCUGGUUCUUUGAAAAUGCCAAUGAAAUAGACAACCUUUUUUGCAAGUGUGAUCGAGAAAAAACAGAAACAAAUAAACAACACAAAUAACAAAGAGACAGAGGAGACUAAAAAUAAGAUAAAAGAAACUGGUCUGGUUGAAAUAGAAGGUCUGUCAUGUGUUGUUGUUGAUAGGUGCCAUCGAGUCGAUUCCAACUCAUAGUGACCCCAUGUGACAGAGUUGAACUAACCCAUAGGAUUUUCUAGGCUGCAGUUUUUACCAGAGUAGAUCAUCAGGUCUUUCUCUUCGGAGUUGCUGGGUGGGUUUGAACCAUCAACCUUUUGGUUAGAAACCAAGUGCUUAACUGAUGCACCACCAGGGCCUCAAUAAAUAUAUAUUGAAGGAAGAAGGUGUGGCAGACUCUGUGGAUUGCUUCCCAGGAGCCACUCCCCUCUCUUUCUUCCAUGAUGGCAGGUACUGCCUCCCACAACAGAAGCUGAAAGUGUCAGGUAUUCACUUUCCCAGCCUGCCUUGCAGCUACAGAUAGUCAUGUGACCUAUACUGGCCAAUGAAGGAGACAGAGAGGCUAAAGUCCAUCCAGUGACUCCACCCACCUUGAGAGGACCCUAACAGAGCUGUCCUACAGAGUUUGAAUCAGUGAUCUCUGAUGUGGGAUCUCUAGGCAAUGGCACAGAGAAGGGAAGCCCAAAGUGACACAACUAGGAGCUAAGAUGGAUUUCAGCCCAUACUCAACCUCAACAUCAUCCAGCCCUGAAAAUCCUUUCCCUGGAAUCUCAGGUGGCACAAACAGUUAAGCGCUCAGCUAGUAACCAAAAGAUUGGCAAUUUGAGUCCAGCAGAGGUGCCUCCGAGGAAAGACCUGGCAAUCUAAUUCCAAAAACAAAAUAUCGGCCAUUGAAAACUCUGUGGAGCACAGUUCUACUCCGACACACAUGGGGUCACCAUGAAUCAGGAUCAACUCGAGGACAACUGUUUUUUUUUUUUUUAUCCUUCCACCACCCAAGUUCACUUAAGGUCAGUGACAUAUACAGGGCUAGAGUCUAUGUAUAUCAGUUAAAAAUUCUCUUCAGUGGCUAGUAAGAAAGACUAAAAAUAACAUGGCGUAAACAACAAAGAGACAGAGGAGACUAACAUGUAAGAUAACAGAGAAACUGGUAUAUGUAAGAGUAACUUACAUGGAUGGCUCUCACGUAAAAAGCACACAGAAGCAGACUAUUCAGUGCUGAAAUUGUGGCUCCGCAGUGUCAUCAGGGACCCAGCUCUUUCUUUCUGCUCCAUCAUUCUUAGCUUAGGCCUUGAUUCCAUUCUGUCCAUGACCUCAUGGCCCAAGAUGGCUGCUGGAGCUGCAGCUGCCACAACCACAUUCCAGGUAGAAGGCAGAAAGAAGGGGAAAAAGGGCAAAAACAGUCCCAAGCCAGUUUGUGGACUAUGCCCCUUUUAAGGAACCUUCCCCAAAGUCCCACCCAGCGACUUCCACUUACAUCUGACGGGCCAGCGCUUAGUCAAGUUGCCACGGUAGCUGCAAGGUAGCUGCAAGGGAGGCUGGGAAGUACAGUCUUUUCUCUGGAUAUAUCACUGCCAACCAAACCAAACCUGUUGCCAUCCAGUCGAUUCCGACUUAUCACUGUGACCCUAUAGGACAGAUUGGAAACCCUUGUGGCGCAGUGGUGAAGAAGUGCUAUGGCUGCUAACCAAAAGGUCAGCAGUUCAAAUCUACCAGGCACUCCUUGGAAACUCUAUGGGGUAGUUCUAAUCUGUCCUAUAGAGUUGCUAUGAGUCUGAAUCGAUUCGACGGCAACAGGUUUGGUUUUUUGGUUUUAUAGGACAGGGUAGAACUGCCCCAUAGGGUUUCCAGGGAGUGGCUUAGAGAUUUGAACUGCCGACCUUUUCAGUUAGCACUGCUUCACCGCUGCGCCACCAGGGCUCCAUAUAGCUGCCAGGGUCCUGAUAUUAAGGAAGGCAGGGGAAAUGGACCCAAAGUGGGCAGCUGACAGAACUUGGGACUCCUACCUUCCCAGCUGCACAAAAUGGCUUUUCUCACAUAAACCCAAGGGGUUAAGAGUUGCAGUCGCAAAAUAUAUAUAUCAAACCCCCUGGCCAUGGAACCAAUUCCAACUCACAGCAACUGCAUGUGUUACAGAGUAGAACUGACUCCGUAGGGUUUUCUUACAGAAUCUUGCAGAAGGGGAGUAGGGGAGAGAAGAUCAGCAGGUUUUUCUCCUACGGAGCUGCUAGGUGGAUUCAAACCGCUAACCUUUCUGUUAGCUGCAGAGCACAAACCAGUUGCACCACCCAGACACCUUGUCACAGCCACAGUAGCAGGGAUGUGGGAUCACAGCUGGGGUUGUCUCGGUCCUUGCAGUGCAGAAUGAGGCCAGUAGGAGGGAGGGGAGAAGGGAAGGGGAGGCAGAUCAGGUUUCUAGGUCGAACCAGAUCCAUAUCCUUGGGGUGUGGGAGGCUCAGAUGUCCCUGGACCAAGUCUCCAAUCCCUCUGGGCAUCUCUGGGCACCUCUACUGAAUCCUCCCAGGUAGCCCAAUCCUCUUCUUUAACACUCCAGGAAAGAACAACAAUCACCACAAGAUAAUAAUAGCUCCUACAUCUCAAGGAUUGAAAAAAGAAAACCCAACCCAAAUCUGUUGCCGUCCAGUCGAUUCCGACUCAUGGCAACCCUAUGUGUUACAGAGUAGAGCUACAUUUACUCCAUAGGGUUUUCUUGGCUGUAAUUUUUACAGAAGCAGAUUGCCAGGCCUUUCUUCCAUGGCAUCACUGGGAGGGUUCAAACUGCCAACCUUUAGGUUAGUAGAUGGAUGCAAACCAUUUGUGCCACCCAGGACCUUCCAUAAGAUUACAGCCAUUGAAAACCCUACGGAGCACAGUUCUCUGAAACACAUGGGGUCGCUAUGAGUCAAAAUCGACUCAGCGGCACCUAACAACAACAAAUUGUUAUGGAAGCAGAUCACCAAGCCUUUCUUCCGAGGCACAGUGGGUGGCUUUGAACCACCAACCUUUAGGUUAGUAUUCCAGCACAAACCAUUUGCACCACCCAGGGACUUUAUCUUGAGGAUCCUUUUGUCCUUUUGCAUGCAUGAUCUCACUGAAUUCCUACAACAACCCUUAUGGGGUAGUUACUGCCAUUUCCCUCCUCAGGUGAGGAAACUGAGGCACAGAGAGAUGAAAACCUUGCUCCAGACUCCCCUGUGCCCACGGCUGCUAGGUGGAGGCACUGGUUGGUGAGUCCUCUCCAGUAGUCAGGGCAGUCAAGGGCACAGA